Molecule: messenger RNA, 2206 nt
Organism: Python bivittatus (Burmese python)
Lineage: Eukaryota; Metazoa; Chordata; Lepidosauria; Squamata; Pythonidae
Source: RefSeq, a predicted model, not a curated record
AACUACUUCUGAAAAUCUUGCCAGGAAAACUGCAGGGACUAGUGCACGCACACACACACACACCAAGUGAGAAUGGGUUUGAGGGGCAUCUGAAUGCAUAAAUAUAAAUUUGUGAGCCUCAGCUUGGUAACCAAUGUUCCCUUUGAAGGCCAAAAGUCCCUGUUUUACAGAUUCCUUUUUUAAUAGGUGACUGACUUGGACAUAUCUGAAAGUUGUGUGUGAGCCUUUAUACAUAAGCUGAGUCCAAGCCAAGAAUAAAGUGUCCUGUGUCAAUGCAGAAGAUUGGCUUUCUUUUCCUUGAAGACAAUAUUGUGUGUCCAAUAUGCCUUGAGGUAUUCAGAGACCCAGUCACCACAGCCUGUGGGCACAACUUCUGUAUGAAUUGCUUGCAGGUGUACUGGGAUCACCAAGCUCUGAUUGGGGAACACCCUUACUGCCCUCAGUGCCGGGAGCCCUUCAGUUCAAGACCUCAGCUCCGCAAAAAUACAAGCCUGGGAGAAAUUGCUAUGAGAUUUGUCCGGGAGGAGUCUCAAGGUCCACAGAAGCUGGCUAGUUCCAAUAAUGCCCCGUGUGAUUUCUGUUCCCCACCGAAGCGAAAAGCAGUCAAGUCUUGCUUGCAAUGUAUAGCUUCCCUGUGUGACAACCACAUCCAGUCUCACUACAAAGACAAGACCUUCAAGAACCAUCAGUUGAUGAAACCUCUCAGUGAUUUGAAAGGCAGCAUGUGCUUAAAACAUCGUAAGCUGCUAGAGCUGUUCUGCAAAGUGGAAAGCAAAUUUAUUUGCGCAAUCUGUGUCCAGGAAGAGCAUAAGAACCAUGAAGUCAUCUCUCUGAAGAAAGAAAGAAACAAGAAAGAAGUGGAAGUCCAGAGGAUACAUGCUAAUGUGGAAAACCAGGUCUUGAUGUUGGCAGAAGACAGUCAGAAACACAGAGGAAGAGUGCAUUACCUCACGAAAGUGGUGAAGAAUGCCAGAGAUGAAGUGAAUUGGGCCUUUGCUGAGGUAUUAAAAGAACUCAGGCAACUGCAGACCAAGGUGAUGGACUUCAUUGAUCAAGAGGAAAGGUCAGCCUUACUUGGAAUGGGGAAUUCUAUUCAGCAUAGGCAAGAGCAACUUGCAGAUCUCCAAAAGCAGAACCUGUGGCUGACAAAUCUGUUGGGUGAUCCAAGCGACCAUCAAUUCCUGCUGGACUUCCCAAAGAUAAAGGUCAUGUCUGGUUGCCCGGAAGCUUUGAUUGGGCUGAAAUGUGAGGAACUCACCAGUUUUGUGGGGAUGAAACAGACACUGAGUGACUUGAAAUCCCAAAUCUCAAUGAUUGGACUCUGCUUCAUCAGUAAAAUCCUUCAGAAAGGAAUCACAAUGGUGCCAUAUGAAGUGAUACCCACACCCACAGAUCGGAAGAGUCUCCUAAAGUACUACUGUGUCCUGAAUUUUGAUGCCUCCACUGCCAAUGAAGAGCUCUUCCUGUUUAAAGAGACUCACUCAGUGCUGAACAUGGGGAUCCUGUUGGAGACCUAUUCAAAACCCACCCAUGGAUUCAACCACUGGCCCCAGCUGCUUGGUACUCGCAGCCUCUGUGAGGGCUGCCAUUAUUGGGAGGCUGAGAUUUCAGAUACCUGGCUGUGCUUAGGAGUUGCCUACAGCUACCGACAUAGGACCGAAAAAUCAUGCAUGUUGUAUCUGAUUGGCAGGAAUAAUUAUUCCUGGUGCUUGGAGUGGGACUCAGUUAAUUUCUCUGUCUGGCAUAAUAAUAUCCAGACUGUGCUUCAAGGUGACUACUACAAGACCAUCGGGGUUCUGCUGGACUAUGCUGCAGGCUCCUUGACCUUCUACGGCAUCACCAGUUCCAUAAACCUCAUUUACCGUUUCUUAACCACAUUCACUGAGCCACUGUACCCAGCUGCCAUGGUAAGCAGUGGGGCUUCUAUUACUUUGAGACCACAUCCUGAGUAGCGGCCAGAAAGGGGGGGGAGGGGAAUCCCAUCUUAAAAGCCAAGAGAACUUUUACAGUUGCAGAUAAAAUUAACUUUUAUCUCAUGACUGCUGCAGCAAGAUUCCUUUUUCUGGGUUCUUCCCUAGAACAUUCUGGGAAUGUCUGGGCAGGUGUUGAGGAUUCUUUUCUUAGAUAUAUGCUCUUCUUUUCCAUCUCAAGAAUGAAGAAAUUAAACUAGUUAUAGUUACAAUCCUGGAAAGCAUCCCCAAAACCC